AUAGAAAAAAUGGCAGUGAGAACAAAAAUCAAACACCUCUCGUGCGCCAAAACCAUCCGCCGCCUCCGGCAUCAGCCCCGCCACUGCCUCCGCAAAGAAGGUACUCAUUCUCUUCUCAAGGAAGAUCCGUUGGAAAUCCUGUCUAAUCUGUGGAUCAAAACUUUCUCUCAACCCCAAAAGCCCUUCACUAACCUCACUGGCUUUCUCUCAAAGCUCGAUCUCUGGGUCCUCGCUUACCAACGCACAUAUGCUCAUCUCACUGGUUCUUUCCCCCCUCGGAAUGCUAUCCAAUCCCAUGUUCUAUCCGAGCUCUUAUCCCUCCGGAAUACAGUUAUCCGUGGAAAAUUCCUUUGGCAUACAAAAAUCCAUCAAUAUAUUCGUGGCCCUAAUGAAAAACCCAUUACUGAGCAGCUUUCCAGGAGUCAGCUCCAAUCUAUACUCACAUCCAAAACGCCGCCCUUUCAGGAUGUUGUGGUACAACAAGCUUUACUUAUGAUAUUUGAACCCAUUUUUGAGCCUAGGUUUUCAUCAAAGUCCCACGCUUUUCGCCCUGGAAGGAAUCCCCAUACUGUUAUUAGGACGAUUAGAAGUAAUUUUGCUGGUUAUUUGUGGUUUCUGAAAGGUGAUAUUAGUGAGGUUUUUGAUAAUGUUGAUGUUGAUGUCGUUAUGGCUACUCUCGAAAAGGCUAUCAAGGAUAAGAAGGUGUUGAACUUAAUAAAGUCGGGGUUGAAAGCUCAUCGACGUGGAGAGGAGGGUGAAGAAGAAAAAGAUAGCAGGAAGAGAAAGAAGGGGCGGACAAAAAAGAGGAUUUUAAAUGAGAAUGAGCCCAAGCCAGACCCUUAUUGGUUAAGGACAUUCUUUGAGUUUGCUCCGCAGGAGGCUUCUAAGAUACCCAAUUAUGGUGGUUGUGGAAUUCUAAGUCCUUUGUUGGCUAAUGUAUGUCUUAAUGAGCUUGAUCAUAUGAUGGAACAGAAAAUAGUUGAGUUUUUUAGGCCGUGUGAGCGAGACACGAUAUGGAAAUAUUCUAUGGAUGAUGGUUGUCAUAAUCCUGCUUGGCCUGAGUUUGUUCCUUCAAGUGGAAAAGAGAAGACGAGGAAGAUGGAUUUUAUAAGGUUUGGGGGUCAUUUCUUGGUUGGGAUUCGAGGGCCUAGACAAGAUGCCGUGGAAAUGAGGAAAGAGAUAAUUGAAUUUUGUGAGAGAAUUUUUGGGGUCAGGUUGGACAAUUCAAAAAUAGAGAUUGAGCAUAUUUCUAGGGGAAUUCAGUUCCUGGAUCAUAUUAUUUGUCGUCGUGUUAUUUAUCCAACUCUACGUUACACAGCCAGUGGUGGUAAUAUAGUGAGUGAGAAAGGUGUAGGUACUUUGCUUUCAGUCUCUGCUAGCUUGCAACAAUGUAUCCACCAGUUUCGAAAGCUCAAGCUUGUGAAAGGUGAUAGGGAUCCAGAGCCACUGCCUUGCACACCUAUGCUUUACUCUGGUCAAGCUCACACUAAUUCUCAGAUGAACAAAUUCCUUGAGACAAUGGCUGAUUGGUUCAGAUAUGCAGAUAAUCGGAGAAAAGUUGUUGGCUUUUGUGCAUAUGUGGUUCGUAGCUCUCUGGCUAAGUUAUAUGCUGCCAGGUAUAGGCUGAAAUCUCGUGCCAAGGUUUAUAAGAUUGCGUCGCGUGAUUUAAGCUGUCCAUUGAGGGAGCACACCAACAAUUCUGCACCUGAGUAUUCAGAUCUUUUGAGGAUGGGACUUGUUGAUGCUAUUGAAGGUGUUCGGUUUUCCCACAUGUCCUCAAUCCCGUCAUGUGAUUACACUCCAUUUCCAAGGAAUUGGAUCCCUGAUCAUGAGAAGGUGUUGCAUGAGUAUAUCAACUUACAGGACCCCAAGUUUUUCUACCAGCUGCAGAAGUCAGUUAAACAGCAUGGUAUGUGUUUUCCUCAAGAUGAGAUAUCUCAUAUUGUGUGGCAGUAUAAGACUCUUGGGGUGCGAAGCUUGUCGCAGAGGUUAUGUGAUGACAAGGGGAUGGAAAAUGCUUAUGAGAAAGUAAUGGUGGCAUCAUCAUGAACGUGGCAUGAAAUGUGAAAGUUUAUCAACAUAUAUUGCUAUUGAUGGUGCCAACUGACUUCUUAUUUUUCUGAA
This is a messenger RNA of Solanum verrucosum, 2124 nucleotides long. Its product is annotated as nuclear intron maturase 1, mitochondrial. The record is from RefSeq and is a predicted model, not a curated record. The transcript has a single exon. NCBI's taxonomy places the organism in Eukaryota, Viridiplantae, Streptophyta, Magnoliopsida, Solanales, Solanaceae. The coding region runs from base 10 to 2049 and encodes 679 amino acids. Gene Ontology annotation, biological process: mRNA processing.